CCACGAGGGGAGAUGGCACGCGGCAGAGCGGACGGCGGCAGGCCGAGGCGGAGGGCGGGUCGGCCGGACGCCUCACUUCCGCCGGACGCGGUCGGGAGAAGGAUGGAGGAGGAGCGGAGGCUGCGCGGGAGGCUGAGCCGCCGCCGGCCGCUGGCGGGGCCCGGGCCCCCUAACUGCCGCCCCGGGUUUCUCUUGGAGAGCAGUAAGAGUGAGCCGUGGGUGGCUCUCCUGCGUAGCGCUGUGAAUGCGGAUCUGACCCCGAACAGUCAGCCAUUGCCACCGCUGCCUGCUUUUCCCAUCCAGGAGUCUCAGCCUGACCCAGAGCCCACUGCGCCGCCUGAGGUCUUCACUGUGGGAUCCAAGACGUUUUCCUGGACGCCUUUUCCACCUGCCCUUGCUGGCUCUGGAAGCUCCUCACAGCCGUUCCACGGGGCUGGAGGCUCUGUGGGGUCAUCUACCCCAUCCCUGAAAGGAUGCCCUGCCUCAGAUUCCCAUCAGACUGCCAGCACCCGAGAGCCAGUGUCUGCACAGAGACCUCCCGUGUUGCUGAGCUGCCCACUGUGCCAGAAGGCUUUUGACCCGAAGCUGGCCCAGCUGGAUGUGGACAGCCACCUUGCGCAGUGCUUGGCCGAAAGCACAGAAGACGUGGCUUGGUGAGCUGCAGGGUGCUUUGCUGCAUCUGUGCUGUCGUUGGAUGCGACUACUGAGGUGUGGACCCCUGGGUGCGGGCUCCUGCUGGUGUUCAUGGGCGCUGUGCAUGACGCUUGUCACUGACAGCCAGCGGGCAGCAGCCGAUCCGUGAUGGUUCAUUUCCAUCGGCAGCUGGAUUUGGAAUCACCUAGGAGGCGUGUCUUCAAAGCUGUUCCCAGGGACUUCCUGGGAAAGGAAGACUCACCUUGACAGGGUGGCACCGUGCCUGGGGUCCCACUGAGAAGGGAAAAGAGAGAAAUUGCUGUGGUGUGCCUCCUACCUGUCACACAUGGCAUCAGAGCUGCUUUUGCUCCUGUACCUUCAACACUUUUGAGCCAGAGUAAAUCUUAAGUCGCUUUGGUCAA
Meriones unguiculatus (Mongolian gerbil) is the source of this 1055-nucleotide messenger RNA. RefSeq names its product FA core complex associated protein 20 (gene Faap20). Gene Ontology annotation, molecular function: K63-linked polyubiquitin modification-dependent protein binding; ubiquitin binding. Lineage: Eukaryota; Metazoa; Chordata; Mammalia; Rodentia; Muridae. The record is from RefSeq and is a predicted model, not a curated record. Bases 13 to 657 code for a protein of 214 amino acids. The transcript is spliced from 4 exons. Gene Ontology annotation, biological process: DNA damage response.